Messenger RNA from Macrobrachium nipponense, 559 nucleotides. Its product is annotated as adult-specific cuticular protein ACP-20-like. NCBI's taxonomy places the organism in Eukaryota, Metazoa, Arthropoda, Malacostraca, Decapoda, Palaemonidae. The coding region runs from base 94 to 462 and encodes 122 amino acids. Gene Ontology annotation, cellular component: extracellular matrix. The record is from RefSeq and is a predicted model, not a curated record. The transcript has 4 exons.
AGCAACUGCUCAAGGCUGAGGUUCAGUAUAUAACGUGAAACGACGGCUGAAGCCGUCAGUUCGGUCUCAGUCACCAAGAACGAAAUCAUCGACAUGUUUCAACUGUUUGUGGUAUUCGUAGCCAUCCUCAGCGUCUCUACGGCGCAUCCAGGCGGUUACGGCAACGGUGGUGGUGAUGGUUACGGCUAUGGAGGGGCUCCAAUGCCCUACUACUUCGACUACAGCGUCAAAGGCGACUACAAAGGGCCAUAUUUCGGACAGAACGAAAAGUCCGACGGAAAGGGCAACGUCCACGGAUCAUACACCGUCGCUCUUCCCGACGGUCGCAAACAACACGUCGAUUACACAGCCGAUCACUACAACGGAUUCGUGGCUAAAGUCAGCUACUCGGGAAAAGCCCAACAUCCAGCCUAUUACGGACCAGCCGUCGUUUUCGAUCAAAACGGAGGCGGCUAUCACUGAAAAUUAUACUCGCUAACGGCAUCCCAUUUCAUCUUGAACUCGCUCUGUCUAUGGAACUUUUUUUCAUUUAAAGCUCAAUAAAAGUUUAAAAAAAAUA